Molecule: messenger RNA, 1205 nt
Organism: Aplysia californica (California sea hare)
Lineage: Eukaryota; Metazoa; Mollusca; Gastropoda; Aplysiida; Aplysiidae
Product: kynurenine formamidase
Exons: 12
Coding region: 111-1001 (296 amino acids)
Molecular function (GO): hydrolase activity
Source: RefSeq, a predicted model, not a curated record
GACUCGUUACUCGCACACCUCUAUCGGUCGGAUUCACAGAAUUCUACACUGCACCAGUCACACAUCCUGACUUUUCUGUUAGACUCUAGGUGCGAACCAGCGGGCAGACAAUGUGCACUCUGACCGAGCAGGAACUGGAGUUCCACUACUCCCCAAGCCAGUGGACGCACCGGAUGAGUCCGAGCCAAGUGGUCGGGGACUUUGUGGCCAGAUCAGCAGAAGACAGCAGGACAGCCCUGUGGACUUUAGACGCAGAGACAGAAAUCAGCUAUGGCAAGUCAGAGAGACAAAAGUUUGACAUCUUCCACAAGAAAAAUACUCCAAAGAAAGGAGCCCCCAUCUUCGUCUUCCUGCAUGGCGGUUACUGGCAGAUCAAGGAUGUGUGCCGAGAGAACUCUGGGUUCAUGGCGGUUCCUCUAUGCAACGCCGGGGCUUCUGUGGUCACAGUGGACUACGACUUAGCACCUGAUGUGACCUUGGACGAGAUGAUCCUUCAGGUGAAGAAAGCCGUGCACAUGGUCAUCAAGCUGGCUAAGGAACGACAGAGCAGUGGAAUCUACCUGAGUGGUCACUCGGCCGGCGGACACCUAGCCUGCAUGAUGCUCAUGUCAGCGUUCUCCGAGUACGAUGCCUUCGACAGCGAGAUCAUCAAAGGUGCUAUUUUAGUGAGCGGCUUGUACGACCUUCGACCUAUCACGAAGACAUCCAACAACGACGCCCUGGGCCUGUCAGAAGAGGACGCCUGGAGGUUCAGCCCUUUAAAUUUCGUCUCGGAGAUCGCGCAGCAGUCGCAGCAUCGGCACGUUUCUUUUGUGGUGGGAGAGUACGACCCCCCGGAGUUCCGUCGUCAGAGCGGAGAGAUGGAGAAGCUGCUGCGGGACAGCGGUGUGAGGACGUCCUACAUGGAGGUCCCAGACACAGAUCACUUUGACGUGAUCAACAAGUUGAGCGAGCCGAAUUUCCUGCUCUCAAAGGAGAUAAUUCGUCUUAUGGGAUUGUGAGUUCCUGCCGACGUGACCUUCUUGUGUCUAACGUGGACACUUUGUGCGGGUUUGAUGAACUAAGGCAGAUGCUACAUUCCAAAUGUCCUCUGUGCAAACAGGGGACGACUUCUGAAGACAGCAGGGAUACACUUUUACGAGGGAUAGAGAGAGAGAGAGAGAGAGAAAGGGAUAGAGAGAGAGAGAGAGAGAGGGAUAGAGAGA